This is a messenger RNA of Zea mays, 1721 nucleotides long. RefSeq names its product Methylthioribose-1-phosphate isomerase (gene IDI2). Gene Ontology annotation, molecular function: S-methyl-5-thioribose-1-phosphate isomerase activity. Lineage: Eukaryota; Viridiplantae; Streptophyta; Magnoliopsida; Poales; Poaceae. Bases 144 to 1247 code for a protein of 367 amino acids. The transcript is spliced from 9 exons. The record is from RefSeq and is marked validated.
GAGGCAAACGAACAAAGCCACAGCGCACCUCACUUAUUACGAACCCCCUCUGUGCCACUGCCCACUGCCACCUGAAAUCCCCGCGAACCUAUACUUUUCCUUCCCCCGAUCCAGGCGGUUCUCUUCCCAGAAGCCAGCCCAGAAUGGCGGCAUCCGACGCGCUGCAGUCCAUCGUUUACAGCCGUGGGUCGCUCCGCCUCCUCGAUCAGAGGAAGCUGCCGCUCGAGAUGGAGUACAUCGACGUCAAGAGUUCCGCCGAUGGCUGGAAUGCAAUAAGAGACAUGGUUGUCCGUGGUGCUCCAGCAAUAGCCAUAGCAGCGGCACUAGCAUUAGCCGUUGAAGUUUCUGAUUUAGAUUUUAUUGGUACGCCUGAAGAAGCAGCUUCUUUUGUUUCAAAGAAAUUGGAAUACCUUGUAUCCAGCCGACCAACUGCAGUGAACCUAUCUGAUGCUGCAACAAAGCUCCAAACUUUGGUAUCAAAGGCAGCUGAAACUGCAAAAGAUUCCAAGUCUAUCUUUCAGGUCUACAUUGAGGCCGCAGAGACGAUGCUUGUUGAUGAUGUGGCAGAUAAUAAAGCUAUUGGCUCACAUGGAGCUGUAUUUCUUCAAAGGCAGCUUGCAAAUUCAAAAAAGAUAUCUGUUCUAACCCAUUGUAAUACUGGCAGUCUUGCAACUGCUGGUUAUGGAACUGCCCUUGGGGUUAUACGCGCUCUUCAUUCGGGGGGAGUUUUAGAGAAGGCCUUUUGCACCGAAACUCGUCCAUUUAACCAGGGAUCCAGACUUACAGCUUUCGAGUUAGUUCAUGAAAAAAUACCUGCAACACUGAUAGCAGAUUCUGCUGCUGCUGCGUUGAUGAAACAAGGGCAUGUUCAGGCUGUCAUUGUUGGUGCUGAUCGAAUAGCAGCAAAUGGUGACACAGCCAACAAGAUUGGCACAUACAACCUCGCCAUCUCCGCGAAGCAUCAUAGUGUCCAGUUCUAUGUGUCAGCGCCGGUAACUUCCAUUGAUCUCUCCCUCCCAUCUGGGGAUGAGAUAGUCAUAGAAGAAAGAUCACCAAAGGAGUUGCUGAACUCUGAAGGUGGUCUGGGAAAGCAAGUUGCUGCAUCCGGUAUAUCAGUCUGGAACCCAGCUUUCGAUGUUACUCCAGCAAAUCUGAUCACUGCAAUCAUAACAGAAAAGGGUGUGAUCACAAAAACUGAUGCUGAUGGAUCUUUCGACAUCAAAGGAUUCCUUCUGCCCGCAAAAUAAUACUCUAGCGUGGCUUCCAUUCUGAAUGACAAAUGUCUGGAUCGACACUGUUGUAUUCUGUUUUCUCUAUUAUACACAAUAAUAAAGUCAUGUCCUCAUAGGAUUUUGGUGUAAGUUUUAUGGAUAGGAGAUCGACGCUAGGGUGUGUACCCAUAGCGGCGCGUAUGAGCCGUGUUUUCACACGAGUGGGCAAGUGAAAAAGAGAUGUGGGAGAUGACCUCUGAGGCUAGGGAUGUUUUGUUUCUAGAGACUAAUUUUUUAGUCUCUUUAUUUUAUUUUAUUUUAGUUCCUAAAUUGCUAAAUAUGGAAACUAAAAUAGAGUUUUAGUUUUCGUGUUUGAUAAUUUAGGGGCUAAAAAAAAUAAAAUAAAAUGGAAGGAUUAAAAUUAGUCUCUAGAAAUUAAACCCCCCCUAAGCAAGAUGAUUGUCUUGCUUGCUUUCAAAAUAAUACAUUAUCUCUAUAUUUAUAGUCCCU